ACAUGUGCCCUGCUGUCUGUGGAACGAUCGUUUUUUCUUCACAAUUAUUUUUUAACCCGGUGAGACGAAGCCUUCUCUUCCAAGGCACUCCCUCGGCCUUUCUCGUGUGUUCACGACCUGUACCCGCUCCGAGCUUUACCCACUCUCCCUCUCAGCUUCCGUUCCCCCGAUCGCUACUGGAGCUGAUCGGGCGAUGCUGUCCGUUGUGGUCUAGCCACUCUAAGGCCGUCCGGUUUGUCCGGAGAAGCUGUCUCCCUCCCUUACCACUGUCGUCGUGCCUUCUCCUCCGUCCAGUCGCUGCCGGAGCUGCCUCCCUCGGAGCUGUGAUCCCGCUGGAGCUUGCUCAGCCCUCCCCACUGUCCGAUCGUCGCAUGACCUACCCUCCCGCACGCCCUGCUUCCCUCCACUCUUCUUCAAUUUGUUAGGUUGUUCUAGUUUCUGCACUUUACCUGAGGCCACGUGGUGAUAUACCAGUCCAUAUUUUAUGGAUCUGAAGGAGAAGCUAAACAAAUUCAGGAGUCAACAAGAGAAGUGCCAGUCAACUCUUGUAGGUAUCUCAGCACAGGCAACAGCUUCCAAGCCAAAGCAGCCUCAUAGGGCUGCCCCCACAACUUCAGUUCCACAGAAACCCCCUGUUCCAAUUAAAUUUUCUAAUGAUACUGAAAGGCUUCAGUACAUUAAUUCUAUUAGAAAAUCCACAGCUGGUUCACAGAUUAAGCGUGUUAUAGACCUGCUUUUUGAGACAAGGCAGGCACUCACACCUGAGCAAAUCAACGAGUUCUGUUAUGUUGACAUCAGUGCAAAUAAGACGGUGUUCGAUAGUUUGAGGAAGAAUGUCAAAGUAAAUUAUGACGGAAGGUGCUUUUCUUAUAAGUCAAAACAUGACAUAAAGAGCAAACAAGAGCUUCUUGUUCUUAUCCGUAAAGCUCCAGAGGGGGUUGCCGUAAUUGACCUCAAGGAUGCAUAUCCAUCUGUUAUGGAGGAUCUGCAGGAACUUAAAGCAGCUGGUGAGGUUUGGUUGCUUUCUAACUUGGACUCUCAGGAAGACAUUGUGUACCCAAAUGAUCCAAGGGCGAUAAUGAAAGUAGAUGAUGACAUAAAGCAGCUUUUCAGAGGGAUAGAAUUGCCUAGAGACAUGGUUGAUAUAGAAAAGGAUCUGCAGAAGAAUGGAAUGAAACCAGCAACCAACACAGCCAAAAGGAAAGAAGUGGCACAGGUGCAGGGAAUCAAGCCUAAACAGAAACAGAAAAAGAAGCGUGAGUUCACCAAGAGGACCAAGCUGACCAAUGCACAUCUUCCAGAGCUCUUCCAGUGAUAAUGUUCCUGGUUCGUGAAUCGCUGGCACAAAAAAUCAAGGCAAUUGCAUGAUUAGGUGCCGCAUUUUCUUUUUAUGGUUGAUUUGGUGCAGUUCAUCACUGGUUCCAUUUUGAGGCAUAAUAUUUUUGGGCCGUUUAGCAUUGGGAAUAUCAUGUGAGUGUUUCAUGGAUCUUUCCCAAAACAUGGACAAAUUUGUGAAAUACUUAUUCAAAAGUUUCAUGAAUCUACCCUAAUUUUGGGAUAGAUUGAUGGAACAACUCACAUGGUAUUCCUAAUGCCAAAUUACCCCUUUUAUAACAUAUUGUUUGAUCCCAUUGUCUAAUAAUCAUGCAAACGAAUGGGGCAGCAUCAAGAUUUCAGGCAUCCCCUUGUGGCCAGGGAUAUAUUUGGUGUGUCCUUAAUUUUUCUUCAUGGUUAUAUGGAUCAUGUAUAGCUGAAUUCAUCUUUCCCAUGUUCUCAUAAAGCGUGUUUGGCAGCACAAGUUAUUAUU
This is a messenger RNA of Nymphaea colorata (pocket water lily), 1807 nucleotides long. RefSeq lists its product as uncharacterized. The record is from RefSeq and is a predicted model, not a curated record. Gene Ontology annotation, cellular component: transcription factor TFIIE complex. NCBI's taxonomy places the organism in Eukaryota, Viridiplantae, Streptophyta, Magnoliopsida, Nymphaeales, Nymphaeaceae. Gene Ontology annotation, biological process: transcription initiation at RNA polymerase II promoter. The transcript has 5 exons. The coding region runs from base 485 to 1315 and encodes 276 amino acids.